AAUCAAUCAGCCCGCCCCCUCGAUACUAGACGUUGCCUUGCUUUACACCGCGAAAUCGCACAUCCUUCCCCCAUAUCCCGUAUCCCAGCAUGUGUGACACUAGAUCUUGAUUUUCGAUCCCUCACCAAACAACCCCUCCAUUUUCCCAAUCCCACUUCGAUCUGCCGCCGUGUCCAUUUCCUCCAGGUCCCCCAAAGCAUCCCACUUUCUUGAUCAGAUCCUCCCACCCCGCCCCGCCGAGAAUUCACUGCCGACUUUCAGCAACUGCCUUUUUUCCCGUUUGCUCAUUCUCGCCCCGCCACUCUUAAAUCUCCAACAUCACUCGGAGCCACGACCGAACAAAAGAAACCUUAUCCUCCAACAACAGCCACCGCGAAACCCCCCGAACCGAAUCGAAAUCCGCCCAUCAUGCCCGGCCCCGUAGAUCCCACCACUCCGACAGAACCCUCGUCGCCGAAGCACUCUCCGCGCAUCGAGCUCCCUGAAGAAGACGCCAGCGCCUCCCCGCGGACGGACGGCCAGACCAGCCCAGGCCUAAGGAACAGCAAAGGAUGGGACGGCAAGCUCAGGGUCCAGCGCACCGCUGUUCUCGCCAACCCCGAGAUUCUCUCCGAUCCGGAAUCAGACGACGAGAACGUCCUUCCGGGCGAAGAACUACCCGCUGACGAAGAUCUCCUCGACGGCGAAGACCCAGAAACAGACGAACUCAUCGUCUCCCACGCCCGCGUCUCCUCCAUCCCCGCCCUACGCCUCGAACGCUUUCAAAAAGUCGUCCGCCUCUGCCUCCGCCAGAAUUCGAUCCAGUCCAUCGACGGCCUCGCCGCCCUCGCGCCCACCCUCGAGGACCUCGACUUUUACGACAACCUCAUCUCCCACAUCCGUGGCCUCGACGACCUCGUCAACCUCACCUCCCUCGACCUUAGUUUCAACAAGAUCAAGCACAUCAAGCGCGUAAACCACCUGACCAAACUCAAAGAGCUCUUCCUCGUCGCCAACAAGAUUUCCACAAUCGAAAACCUCGAGGGUCUGGAUAACCUCACCUCCCUCGAACUCGGCUCCAACCGGAUCCGCGUCCUCCAAAACCUCGAUUCUUUGAAGAAGCUCGACGAGCUCUGGGUCGCCAAGAACAAGAUCACCGAGCUCACGGGGCUAGGCGGCCUCACCAACCUCCGCCUCCUCAGCAUCCAGUCGAACCGUAUCCGCGAUCUGGCGCCCCUCGCCGAGGUGCCCGGUCUCGAGGAACUUUACAUCUCCCACAACGCCCUCACCUCCCUCGCCGGUAUCGAGAAGAACGAGAAGCUGCGCGUGCUCGACAUCUCCAACAACGCUGUCGCAAGCGUAAAGGGCCUCGCUCCCCUCAAGAACCUUGAGGAGCUCUGGGCCAGUUACAACCAGAUUGGUGACUUCAACGAGGUCGAGAAGGAGCUCAAGGACAAGGAGCACCUGACAACGGUCUACUUUGAGGGCAACCCGCUGCAGCUUAGAGGGCCCGCGGUGUAUCGCAACAAAGUCCGUCUGGCAUUGCCCCAACUAUCUCAGAUCGACGCAACCUUUGUCAAGACAUCAUGAUUUUCAGGCACAGCAUUUUUGCAUGAGACCUAUGAGGCUGGCGUGGCGUUACAAUGGCGUUUGAUUAGAGAUCUGGGUGUAAAGGCAGAAAUCAGUGGACAUAUAAGGGCCUUUCUUCACCACACGAGAUAAUUCUCGGUACACACACACACACACACACACAC
Molecule: messenger RNA, 1733 nt
Organism: Colletotrichum phormii
Lineage: Eukaryota; Fungi; Ascomycota; Sordariomycetes; Glomerellales; Glomerellaceae
Product: protein phosphatase 1 regulatory subunit SDS22
Exons: 3
Coding region: 409-1569 (386 amino acids)
Molecular function (GO): protein binding
Source: RefSeq, a predicted model, not a curated record